AUGGAAAGAGGGAGAGGAGGAGGAGGAGGAGGAGGAAGGAACCUGGGAGGCUCUGGCCUGCACAGGAGCAUUUAUUCCCAGUCCCAGCAGCAGUACCAUUACCCGGCCUCCUCCCAGGGGGCCUGCAUGGAGAUCCAGGAGCUGGCCUCCAAGAGGGUGGACAUCCAGAAAAAGCGAUUUUAUCUGGAUGUGAAACAGAGCUCCCGAGGCCGCUUCCUGAAGAUUGCUGAGGUCUGGAUAGGAAGAGGCAGGCAGGACAAUAUCAGGAAAAGCAAGCUGACCCUCUCCUUGUCCGUGGCUGCCGAGCUGAAAGACUGCCUGGGGGACUUCAUCGAGCACUAUGCCCACUUGGGUCUGAAAGGCGGCCACAGUCACCGGCACGAGCACAACAAUGGCAAAGAGCAGCAUCCCCGGAGGCGACAGCAACACCCACCGCCUUCGCCUCCAGUGUCCGUUGGCUCUGAAGAGCACCCUCACAGCGUCCUCAAAACGGAGUACAUCGAGAGGGACAACCGAAAGUAUUACCUGGACCUGAAGGAGAAUCAACGAGGGCGCUUCUUGCGGAUUAGACAAACCAUGAGUAGGGGACCUGGCAUGAUGGGUUAUUUUGGCCACAGCUUGGGACAGGAGCAGACGAUCGUCCUUCCAGCGCAAGGGAUGAUUGAGUUCAGGGAUGCUUUGGUCCAGCUGAUUGAAGAAUAUGGCGAGGGGGACAUAGAGGAUCGCCGGGGGGGAGGCGAUGAGCCCCCGGAGCUUCCCGAGGGCACCUCCUUCCGAGUGGACAACAAGCGCUUCUACUUCGACGUGGGAUCCAACAGGUAUGGCAUUUUCCUGAAGGUAAGUGAGGUGAGGCCACCCUACCGUAACACCAUCACGGUUCCAUACAAAGCAUGGACACGGUUUGGGGAAAAUUUUAUCAAGUACGAAGAAGAGAUGAGGAGAAUUUACAACAGCCAUAAAGAAAAAAGAAUGGAUGCCAGAGGGGACAGUGGUGAAGAGCAAGAGGGUCUCGAAUAGAGUGCAUUGGACUGGCCAUCUGGCAAAACAAACAAAACAAGCAGAAAUUGGUG
Messenger RNA from Cariama cristata (Red-legged seriema), 1070 nucleotides. It is a transcript of the gene PURG, whose product is annotated as purine-rich element binding protein G. Lineage: Eukaryota; Metazoa; Chordata; Aves; Cariamiformes; Cariamidae. Gene Ontology annotation, cellular component: nucleus. The coding region runs from base 1 to 1017 and encodes 338 amino acids. The transcript has a single exon. Gene Ontology annotation, biological process: regulation of transcription by RNA polymerase II. The record is from RefSeq and is a predicted model, not a curated record. Gene Ontology annotation, molecular function: DNA-binding transcription factor activity, RNA polymerase II-specific; RNA polymerase II transcription regulatory region sequence-specific DNA binding; purine-rich negative regulatory element binding.